Lates calcarifer (barramundi perch) is the source of this 2137-nucleotide messenger RNA. It is a transcript of the gene pkmyt1, whose product is annotated as protein kinase, membrane associated tyrosine/threonine 1. The record is from RefSeq and is a predicted model, not a curated record. Gene Ontology annotation, biological process: protein phosphorylation. Gene Ontology annotation, molecular function: ATP binding; protein kinase activity. Lineage: Eukaryota; Metazoa; Chordata; Actinopteri; Centropomidae.
CAAUGUCAGUGGCAGUGGAAACCACGGUGUCCAGGGUGUCUCUUCCUCUUCCGACCCACUUUUCCCACGCAGAGCAGUCCUUCUCCCUCAAAAAGCGGCAUGUCCCUUUCUCCUUGUCGUCUGCGUCCAACUCAUCCUACUCUUCCCCCGCCCGUCUUUCACAUUCUCUCCCCCCACUGCCACCAUCCAAGGGGUGUCCCCCUCUGAGCAGGAUGUUCCCCCAGCAUCAGUCCCCCUGGACACCCCUGUCCUGUUCCCUUAGUAAGUCCCCCCCUCCAAACUCUGUGUAUGACCCUAGCAAACGGCAGUCCUAUUUCAGUCAGUGCUUCACUAAUUUGGGCCUACUGGGAAGAGGUUCCUUUGGAGAGGUCUACAAGGUGCAAAGCAACAAGGAUGGUUGCCAGUAUGCGGUUAAGCGCUCCGCUCAUCGCUUCAGGGGUAACAGUGAGAGGAACCGGAGUGUGAGGGAAGCCAGGAACCACGAGCGCCUGUGUCCUCACCCUCACAUCCUGAAUUUCGUGGCAGCCUGGGAGGAGUGUGGCCGACUGUACAUCCAGACUGAGCUGUGUAGCACCAGCCUGCUGCUACACGCCGAGAGCCAGCCUCCCGGCCCAGAUGAGCCAGCAGCAUGGGCCUACCUGUGCGACCUCCUCUCAGCACUGCAACACUUGCACUCUCAUGGUUUCGUCCAUCUGGACCUCAAGCCUGCCAACGUUCUCAUCACUGACUCUGGUCGUCUCAAGCUCGCGGACUUUGGGCUUCUGCUGGAGCUCAAACAGAAGAGUACAGAGUCUGUGGAGGGGAAAGUGAGAGAGGAUGUUCAGGAGGGAGAUCCCAGAUACAUGGCCCCUGAGCUUUUACUGGGAGAAUAUGGACCUGCUGCUGAUGUUUUCAGUUUGGGUGUUUCUAUUCUGGAGCUUGCCUGUAAUAUUGAAGUUCCAAAUGGUGGAGAGGGCUGGCAACAGCUCAGACAAGGCUGCCUCCCCUCAGCGUUUACCAGUGGCCUGUCAACAGAGCUGCAGGCAGUACUGCAAAUGAUGCUGGCCCCAGAGCCCUCUGAGAGACCAACAGUCUCUGAGCUUCUUGCUCUCCCUGCUGUUAAGAAACACAGGUGGAAGAGGCGCAUCUAUCUUAUUGUCGCUGAGACUGUGCUGACACUGGCCUCCCUCUGCCAGUUGGUGGUGUGCUUUGGAUAUAGACUCCUGUCCUCCCUUCACUUGUCCUUUCUUCCUCGCUGGACCAAGCCAGUGCCCUGCACUCCUCCCAAGGACAGUUGGGACAGGGAUUUAACCCUGCCCCUUAGUGCCAUGCAUGCUGACUCAGGGAGCCCGGAGGAGGAUGCAGUGUUUCUGUUGGAUCCCACAGACCCAGAGCUUUCCCCCACCUUCUCACACAGGGUCAGAUCCAGACUGACUAUGGAAAGCACAUCCACUCCUCUGCCUGGUUCACCGACACACAAUCACCGAAGUCCCGCCCACACACCCACUCUCUCAAAUCUGGGUGACUGGUCCUCCUGUAACUUGGCUCACACCCCCUCCAGCAUCCACUCAAAUGGAACCUGCCACACACUGACCCCCAGCGUGAGCCCCAUACACGCAGAGCUUCACUCAGACAGCGUGAACGAAAAGUCCACACAGAGCCGACAUUCCUCAUCUGCCAGGUCCUCGCAGCGGCGCGGUCGCAGCAACUGGGUCACAGCGGAGGAGGCUUUACCCCGACCCAGCUUUGAACCAAAGAAUCUACUCAGCCUGUUUGACGAAACAACCUUAGAGGGACAGCCAUGAGUGGACUGCCAGUUUACCUUCAGGGACACGGUUUUUCACUUCAGGUGAAAAACAAACAAAUGUAUGAAUGUACCAAGUUCACUACUUAGCUUGUAUGAACUGCUUUUUUCCCUGCCAUUUUGUAACAGUCCUACAACAGCUUCUUUUAAAAUGUGUGUGAAAAAUUUGGAUUUAGGGAUAAGGAUUGAAAAUGUAGUCAGACUGUAAAGCACUUUUUAUGUUUGUGUAAAUGCAAUCUGUUGCUGAAAUGACAAGUCAUGGUUUACUGUUAAAUAAGUUAUCAUUAGCUUGGUGCACUCUGAGUCAUGUACCUCAAGAGAUACAAAAGAAAUUAAAAUGAGGAGGAAAGCAGA